UUUAAUAAACAGUCUCCGGUCUAUGGUGUUAAGUGUGUUUAUGUGUAAAAUCAAAAAUAAAAUCCAAAAUAUAAAAACAUGACCGAUAAAAACAUUGAAGUUUUUGCCCCUGAUGAUUGUAAAAUUAAAAUUAUUAAAUGGAAAGUAAGAGAAGGUUUUCCAGUUAAUAAUUCACAAGUAAUAUUAGUUUAUGAAGUCUGUGAUAGCGUCAAUAAGGAAGUAAAAAAACUCAAAUCUACCAAAGUUGGUGUUGUGAAAAAGCGUUUGUAUAAAGAUGGCGCAUUUGUCGAAAAAGGGUCAGCUCUACUAUCUCUUUCAUCAUGUGUCCAUACAACUGUUAUCAAAGACAUGUGUGCAGAUUGCGGUGCAGAUUUGCGCCAAAAUGAAAAUGGUAAUGCAUCUGAGGCUUCUGUGCCAAUGGUACAUUCUGUGCCCGAUUUGAAAGUGACACACAAACUCGCCCAAAAACUUGGUCAAGCUGAUACGAAACGACUUCUGCAAGACCGUAAAUUGGUAUUGCUAGUAGAUUUAGAUCAGACUGUAAUUCACACCACAAACGAUAAUGUUCCAAACAAUGUUAAAGGAAUUUAUCAUUUUCAAUUGUAUGGUCCUCAUUCGCCGUGGUAUCACACACGAUUGCGACCCGGAACAGCAGAAUUUUUGAAACGUAUGUCUCAAUCUUAUGAAUUGCAUAUUUGUACUUUUGGGGCAAGGAACUAUGCUCAUAUGAUUGCGCAACUUUUGGAUCCAGAUGGGAAUUUAUUUUCUCACAGAAUUCUUUCCCGUGAUGAGUGUUUUAAUGCAACUAGCAAAACAGAUAAUUUAAAAGCUUUGUUUCCAUGUGGAGAUUCAAUGGUCUGUAUCAUUGAUGACAGGGAAGAUGUUUGGAAUAUGGCAUCAAAUCUAAUCCAAGUAAAACCGUAUCAUUUUUUUCAACAUACAGGUGAUAUAAAUGCUCCACCAGGACUCUCAAAACAUGAGUUGGACGGAAAAGGUGUUGAUUUUAAAGACUUGAAAAGUGCAACAACUGAUGACGAGAACAUUGAUGACAACGUAGCAACGAAAGAUGUUCCGAAAAGCGAAAUGUCACAACCAGUAAAUGAAGAAACGACGGAAACCAAUCUUGAACCCAGUAAUGUCGAAACUGUCCCGAAAGAAGAAGAUGAAGUCAGCAAUAUCAAUACUGUCCCGAAAAUUGAGGAUGACAAAGAAGUUGAAGUUAAUAAAGUCCAUACCGAAAACAUAAGUGCGGAGAAAAAUGAGUUUAUUGACGUUACAAGCAAUAGUCCCGAAGAGAACGUGAAACCUCUUGAUGGAUCUCAACAAAUAAAAAUAAUCACAGAUGUUACAGCUAAAGAAAUCGAAAUCGAAGAUCCUGAUGAUUAUUUACUCUAUCUAGAGGUAAUAUUAAAGAAUAUUCACAGAAGGUUCUAUGAAAUCUACGACGAAACAAAAGAGAUUCCCGAUUUAAAAAUUAUUGUUCCGAAAAUUCGUUCUGAAGUACUGCGCAACAAGAAUUUAGUAUUUUCUGGCUUAGUUCCGACAAACAUGAAGUUAGAACAAAGUCGAGCUUAUUUUAUAGCAAAAAGUUUAGGAGCCAAUGUGAGCCAGAACAUAAGCGACGCAACUACUCAUUUAGUUGCGGUCACUUCGGGUACCUUUAAAGUAAAUGCAGCUAAAAAGAAAAUAAAUAUUAAGGUUGUCAAUGCUAAUUGGCUUUGGUCUUGCGCCGAACGCUGGGAAAUUGUAGACGAAAGACUAUUCCCGCUGGAUCGAAAAAAUAAAAACAAAACUCGCCAACCACCAGCGCACUGUCACAGUCCGGAACAUGUAGUCAAUUAUAGUGAAAAGUCUGAAAUCUCGACAUCGUCGAGUAUGCAAGGAGAUGAACCAGAAAAGUUUAUUGACACCAUAAAUCCUUUGCUUAGCUUUUCAAAUGCUGACCUAGCAGACAUGAAUAAAGAGUUUGAUCAAUUCUUCGAGUCAGACUCUUCCACCGAGGAUGAACACGUUAAUAUUGAAAAUCCUCCAGUUGAUAAAACUCUAAGAAAACGAAAACGCCAAGAGAAAGAAGAAGAACGUCAGCGUGAAUUUUUCUCACGAGAACAAAGGAGUCUUCUUGUCAAAGAAGAACAUCCGGAAAAUGAUGAAAAAAGCUCAGCAGAAGAUGAGGAUGAAAUGCCGAGUACAAAAUUUCGGAGAGGGGAACAUUUGCCAUCUGACUUGGACAUUGGCUCUGAAUCAAAUGACGGAUCGGACCCACAAGACAAUGAAGAUGACGGCGAUUGGAAUAUGAUGGGAGCCGCAUUAGAAAGGGAAUUUCUUGGACUAGACGACUAAAAUUGAAAAUUGUUCAGUUGUUGUUUUUAUAUGUUAAAAGGAGUCGAAAUCGUUGUAAAGAAGUAUAUUAUUUUUUUUUAAACAAUAAAUAAUCUUUUACUCCUAUGGAGUAAAUAUUUUA
Messenger RNA from Episyrphus balteatus (marmalade hoverfly), 2461 nucleotides. It is a transcript of the gene Fcp1, whose product is annotated as RNA polymerase II subunit A C-terminal domain phosphatase. The transcript is spliced from 7 exons. Gene Ontology annotation, cellular component: nucleus. Gene Ontology annotation, molecular function: RNA polymerase II CTD heptapeptide repeat phosphatase activity. Lineage: Eukaryota; Metazoa; Arthropoda; Insecta; Diptera; Syrphidae. The record is from RefSeq and is a predicted model, not a curated record. The coding region runs from base 79 to 2340 and encodes 753 amino acids.